AUGUCCUCUGAGAGACCUUACGUGUUCAUACAUGUUAUUCCAUCAAUGGAUGGAAAGAUUACAGGUAAUAUCUUCAACACACAAAGCCUCCUUAACUUAAGAGGAGAGUUUGGCAGGACAUUAGGUUUUCAUGAGCGUGAUGCAUGGUUAUGUGGAAGAGCUACAUUUGAUGCUAUCUGUACUCACAAUGAGACAGUUGACUUGAGUUCCAUGAAGAAGGUAAAAGAAACCUCGAUAUUGUUGCCAUUGCUGUAG
Trichomonas vaginalis G3 is the source of this 255-nucleotide messenger RNA. RefSeq names its product cupin domain-containing protein family. The coding region runs from base 1 to 255 and encodes 84 amino acids. The transcript has a single exon. The record is from RefSeq and is a predicted model, not a curated record. Lineage: Eukaryota; Parabasalia; Trichomonadida; Trichomonadidae.